GCACGGCAACACCCGCCAUCUUUAGUUCUUACCCGGUUCAAGCCGUCCCGUUUCAACAGGGUCGCAAUCGUCGCAAUCGUCGCAACGCUAAUAUGUUCCAACGUCCCAGGCCAUCAGAUUGAUUCUCGGAUUGGCUGAAGAAGAAGGACCUCAAACGGAGUGAAAAGCAUAGGUCUGAUCAAAGUUGUAUUUGACUCAUUACCCAAGAAUGGCAUCAUUAGCUCAAACUCCAUUCAUGAUGUCUGCCAAUAAUGUUCGCAGAGUCCACCCUGCAAUGCAGAAAUCAGUGAACACAUCAAAUACAAUACAUAUACCCACCUUUUCUCACAUUCGGAUAAAACUUUCCCCUGUUUGCUGCACAAAACUGACUCGCUGCGAGCCCUCAGCUGCCUCAUACGCCCCCACGGAGAGUGCUGGUGACAACUUCUUGAAUAAAACCUCCAACAUAUUUGAAACCCUUUCUUCUAUUAGCAAUGAUGAAGCACCAGAAACCAACAGUGAAACGCUUACUGAUGCAAGUAAUCAGACAAAAACGGAGUUUCAGGUCCUCAAAUGGCCAAUGUGGCUCUUGGGCCCUUCUCUUCUCCUCAUCACCGGCAUGGUGCCAACUUUGUGGCUACCAAUAUCUUCCAUAUUCCUUGGCCCCAACAUAGCCAGCCUGCUUUCCUUGGUCGGACUUGAUUGUAUAUUUAAUCUUGGCGCAACCCUUUUUCUACUCAUGGCCGAUUCUUGUGCUCGGCCUAAACAGCCAGAACAAGCCUGUAAAAGCAAGCCCCCGUUUAGCUACCAGUUUUGGAAUAUGGUUGCAACCGUGUCUGGAUUUAUCGUUCCCCUAAUAAUGGCUUUUGGAUCCCAAAAGGGCUUCCUCCAACCCCAGCUGCCUUUCAUCUCAUUUGCAGUUCUAUUGGGCCCCUACCUUCUGCUUAUUUCAGUACAAAUUCUGACAGAGAUGCUGACUUGGCAUUGGCAGUCACCGGUUUGGCUGGUGACCCCUGUAGUGUACGAGUCUUACCGGCUGUUGCAGCUGAUGAGGGGACUGAAGCUUGGAACUGAGCUCAGUGCACCAGCAUGGAUGAUGCAUACGAUCAGAGGACUAGUGUCGUGGUGGGUACUGAUUCUUGGCAUGCAGCUGAUGAGAGUUGCUUGGUUUGCGGGUUUCAGUGCUCGAGCUCGUAAGCAGUAGCCGCCUUCUGCUGAUGACUAGUUUCUGGUGAUGUGUACCCCAUCUCGGAGAAGAAAUGACUCUGGCUUUUAAUGUUGUUUUGUGUUGCAAGUGAAGGAAUGUGUGGUUUAUCACCUUAUCCUUUGCUUUGUUCAUAUUAAUGUUAUCAAACAUUAAAAAUGAGAUCAUUUUUAUUCCAUGA
Molecule: messenger RNA, 1364 nt
Organism: Pyrus x bretschneideri (Chinese white pear)
Lineage: Eukaryota; Viridiplantae; Streptophyta; Magnoliopsida; Rosales; Rosaceae
Exons: 2
Coding region: 209-1183 (324 amino acids)
Source: RefSeq, a predicted model, not a curated record